Messenger RNA from Cutaneotrichosporon cavernicola, 1509 nucleotides. RefSeq lists its product as uncharacterized. Gene Ontology annotation, biological process: transmembrane transport. Gene Ontology annotation, molecular function: transmembrane transporter activity. NCBI's taxonomy places the organism in Eukaryota, Fungi, Basidiomycota, Tremellomycetes, Trichosporonales, Trichosporonaceae. Bases 1 to 1509 code for a protein of 502 amino acids. Gene Ontology annotation, cellular component: membrane. The record is from RefSeq and is a predicted model, not a curated record. The transcript has 4 exons.
AUGGCUUUGGAAAAAGAUAGCCAUCUCUAUGCCGACACCGAGUUUUCGUCAGGUGCCCCGACACCACUCAAGAACCAGUCUCUAGAGGAUGUCGACGUUAUUCCUUUUGAUGAGCUCAGCGAGGCUGAGAAAAAGGCCGAGCGCUGGUUCCUCUGGAAGCUCGAUAUCAUCUUCACCUUUGUUGGUUUCCUCGGCUACAUUUUCAAGUACCUGGACCAAGUAAACAUUGCCAACGCCUACGUCUCGGGCAUGAAGGAGGAGAUCAACAUUGUCGGCAACCAGUACAACUACUUCACCACCCUCUUUAACGUCGGCUACGUUCUCGUCAUCUACCCGUCCUGUAUCGCCGUCUCUCAUAUCGGCCCACACUACUGGCUUCCCAGCGCCGAGCUGAUCUGGGGCGUCCUGACAUGCUGCCUCUCCGUGGUCCAAAACUACAAACAGGUCUAUGCCCUCCGUUUCCUCAUCGGCUUUGCCGAGGGCACCGCUUGGCCAGGAUACAUCACCGUCAUGUCCCAGUGGUACAUGCCGCAGGAGGUGGCUCUGCGUAUGGGAUUCUUCACAAUGGCCCAGUCGAUUGGAUCGAUGUUUGCCGGCGUGAUGCAGGGCGCCCUCAGCACGACCAUGGACGGCGCUCUCGGUCGGUCUGGCUGGCGAUGGGGAUUCAUCAUUAAUGGCGUCUGCACAAUCUUCGUCGCUCUCCUCGCAUACUUCUCCAUCCCAGGCUUCCCCGACCGCCCAAACCCCCUGGCAAAGUGGUACCUCUCUGAAAAGGAUUAUGAGAUUGCCCGCCGCCGUACCGCCCGCGUCAAGCGCGAACCCCUCAAGCCCAUUAACGCAAAGUCGUUCCUCAAGGCAUUCAAGUACUGGCAGCUUUGGGCUAUUGCCUUCACUUGGGCGUUCGGCUACAACAUUGCUCCCUCAAACUACUUCAACUUGUGGCUCAAGAGCCUCACGCUCGACGAUGGUACUAAGCGCUACUCCAUCGCCCAGCUCAACUACCUCCCCGUCAUUGGCUUUUCUCUCCAACUCGGCGCAACCGUUGCCCUCUGCGGCCUCUCGGACUGGCUGGGAGUCCGCCUCCCCUCCCUCCUUAUCCACGCGGCAAUCAAUCUCACAUCCGAAGUCAUCCUCACCAUCCGCCCAGAGAACCGCAUCACCUACAUGGUCGGAUGGUACCUCAACUACAUGGGCAACGUCUCCUAUGUCCUUCUCGCAGCAUGGGCGACGACAUUCCUAUCAGACGCACCUGAAGUUCGCACAAUCACUAUUGCCACUGGAACAAUCAUGGCCUACUUGAAUAACGGAUUCAUCACCCUCUGGACAUACCCGACCAAGCAGGCGCCGAACUGGGCUGUCGGAGCCAAGUUUUACCUCGUGUGCAUGAUCAUCUGCACUUUCGGCUUUAUCGCCAUUGCUUGGGGCCUCCGCUUCGAAGAGCGUAGGAAGCUUCGUCGCGAGGGACAAUCUGUGCCCAAGCCUCACCGCCUCGCGUUCCUCUGGACUUAA